AUGGAUGAGGAUCAACUUCUGGACUACGAAGAGGAGCAGGAGGAGGCUGUAGAUGCGGCCGAAAAGCCGGAAAAUGGUUCCGGUGCUGACACCAAGAAAAUGAAGGUAUGUUGAGUUAGAUUAUUGUUUUUAUUGAUUUAGAUAGGAAAGGAUGGAAAUUUAUAUCGUUUACAAGCUAGUGUUAGUAUACUUUAUGGUUUUUAAAGCUUCAUCAUUUUAUUCAGGCUUUAGUUUGUGGUUUUAACUAUUUUCUUACUUUAGAUAAAAGGAAAUAGAUGUUCUUUAUGCUUUUUGGUAUUUAGGCAUCUUUUUGAAGCCGGAUUGCUUAAGUUUUACAUUUUUAGACGCAGAAAAGACUGCUUGAUCUUUUAAUAAGUGUUUAAAACCUUUUUGAUUAAGUUUUACCAUUGAAAUCAAUAAUCAACAACAAAAAUCUAUAACAAUAUCUAUUUCAGGGUCACUAUGCUUCCAUUCACAGUUCCGGUUUCCGCGAUCUCAUGCUUCGUCCCGAACUCCUUCGUGCCAUCAUUGACUGUGGUUUCGAGCAUCCGUCGGAAGUGCAGCACGAAUGUAUUCCUCAAGCGAUCUUGGGUAUGGAUGUGAUUUGCCAGGCUAAGUCUGGAAUGGGUAAAACCGCCGUCUUCGUUCUGGCCACGCUUCAGCAGAUUCAGCCGGUCGAUGGCGAGGUUUCGGUGUUGGUUAUGUGCCACACCAGGGAGCUCGCUUUCCAGAUCAACAAGGAGUACGAGAGAUUCGCCAAGUACAUGCCAAACUUGAAGGUUAGUUAGUUUUUUGUUGUUUUUUUGGGAUUUUUAGAGGGAUGAGAUGGCUCUUGAGCUUAAAUGUGAUUAGAGCAAUGUUUUUUAAUCAAAAAUGAUCUUUUCAAUGAGAUAGUGUUAUGAUUUUACUCAAGUUCGAUAUUAUACUUUAUGUUUUCGCUCGGAAGUUGACUUUUCACGAAACUUUUUUGAUAAAAAACAAUGCAAAUAAGCCUUUACAUCUUUUAACCUCAAUAUUUUCAGACAGCCGUCUUUUUCGGUGGAAUGCCGAUCAAGAAGGACGAGGAGAAGUUGAAGACCAACACUCCACACAUUGUCGUGGGCACUCCAGGUCGAUUGUUGGCGUUGGUCAACUCGAAGGCCUUGGACUUGUCCAAUGUUAAAUACUUUAUCCUAGAUGAAUGUGACAAGAUGAUUGGUGACGAGGACAUGAGACGUGAUGUACAACAAAUUUUUAGGCAAACUCCCACCGAGAAGCAGGUCAUGAUGUUUUCGGCUACGUUACCAAAGGAAUUGAGAGUGGUUGCCAAGAAGUUCAUGCAAUCGGUAAGGGUUUUUACUUUGUUUUUGUUUUUUUUAGGUGUUAAGAUGCUUUUAAAUGAUUUGGUUUGGUUUAGUGUAGGAAAAUGUAACUUUUAACCUUAAAAUUAGGUUGUUUAAUGAAAUUCUGGUUUUUUGAGCUAAAAAUGAAAGAUUUAGCUUCAGAAACUUCAAAUUUUGGCUUAUAUUGAUGUAAAGAAUAAUUAAUUGAUAUUGUUAUAGCCAAUGGAAGUGUUUGUGGACGACGAUGCCAAGUUGACGUUGCACGGUCUUCAACAGUACUAUGUCAAGCUGAAGGAGAGCGAGAAGAACCGAAAGUUGUUGGAAUUGCUCGAUGCUCUCGAGUUCAAUCAGGUAAUGAUUUUUUAAUUGAUUUACGUUGAAAAAGGGUUAAUUUUGUCUUUUUUUUAUUUAUGAGAUUAAUACCUAUUUUUUGAUGAAAAUGAAUAUUGAUAUCUUUUUUAAAAUAAAAAUUUUCUUUUUGUCUUGAUCAUAAAAUUCAUAAAAAUGUUAUAAUGUCCUAACUUAUGACAUUAUCCACAACGCAAGUCAGCAGUUCAACCCCUCGACCUUCGGGACGAAGUGAUGGUCGAAUUGUGUUACCGGUGUGGUAGAAUAAAGCUAGAUUAGUCGGUGACAGUCAUCAAGAUGUUCAGUUUUUGGGCGUUUUAUCGAUUUGUCAUCGGCUUUUCGUCCGGUAUGGUUUUGGGGCUUUAAAGCAGAGAGUUUGUGCAAAAUUGUUUAGUGUUUUGCUCAUUAGUAUUGCUUUGGACAUUCAUUUUAUCAAAAAUUGUAAAAUUUUUAAUUAUUUUUAAAAAAUUUAAGGUAUUGAGCAAUGUUCGUUAAUUUAAGUAAUACAGUUGAUAUUACUUUGUAAAAUUCGUCAUUAAACUAUUUUAAUGUAAAAUUUUGCAGGUGGUGAUAUUCCUCAAGAGCGUUCAAAGAUGCCAAGCAUUGAACCAGCUGUUGACGGAACAAAACUUCCCCUCGAUUGCUAUUCAUCGUCAGAUGUCACAAGAAGAACGAUUGUCUAGAUACCAGCAAUUCAAAGACUUCCAGAAGAGAAUCCUUGUGGCUACGGACUUGUUCGGUCGAGGAAUCGAUAUCGAACGUGUGAAUAUUGUCUUUAACUACGAUAUGCCAGAUGGUUCUGAUACGUACUUACACAGAGUAGGUUUACCUUUGGAUUUAUUAAGGUUUUUUAGGAUUUAAAAAAAAGUAAAUUUUCUCCUAUAAUUUGAUAUACUAAUCAAUGUUGUUGUAGGUAGCACGUGCUGGACGUUUCGGUACAAAAGGCUUGGCUAUCACUUUCGUCUCCGACGAGACAGAUGCCGUCACACUGAAUGGAGUACAAGACCGAUUCGAUGUAACCAUCCCCGAACUGCCGGACGAAUUGGACAAGGGCACCUAUAUCGACGAGACUGGCGCCAACAACUAA
Molecule: messenger RNA, 2757 nt
Organism: Bursaphelenchus okinawaensis
Lineage: Eukaryota; Metazoa; Nematoda; Chromadorea; Rhabditida; Aphelenchoididae
Source: the annotation of a GenBank genome assembly